UUGCCCUCGCCUCUACUUAUAGAGGGGUAGCCAAAUGCUGCGACGCACAUCAACCACACUGCUCUCACUCUGCACUCCAAGACCAACAAGAGAGGCUGCCAUCAAGCAGCAGGAGGAGGAGGAGAGCAAGGCCUCGUCGUCGUCGUCGCCAUGUCUCUGCUCGCCGAUCUCAUCAACCUUGACCUGUCGGGCAGCACCGAGAAGAUCAUCGCCGAGUACAUAUGGGUUGGCGGUUCUGGGAUGGAUGUGAGGAGCAAAGCUAGGACAUUGUCUGGACCUGUUGAUGACCCAAGCAAGCUUCCGAAAUGGAAUUUUGAUGGCUCCAGCACAGGCCAAGCCACGGGUGACGACAGUGAGGUCAUCCUUUGUCCUCAAGCCAUCUUCAGGGACCCGUUCAGGAGGGGGAAGAACAUCCUUGUUAUCUGUGACUGCUAUGCACCGAACGGAGAACCGAUUCCGACCAACAAGCGGCACGGCGCAGCCAAGAUAUUCAGCCACCCUGAUGUCAAGGGUGAAGAACCAUGGUUUGGGAUUGAGCAAGAGUACACCCUUCUUCAGAAGGACAACAACUGGCCUCUUGGGUGGCCACUAGGUGGCUACCCUGGUCCUCAGGGACCGUACUACUGCGCCGCCGGAGCUGACAAAUCUUAUGGCCGGGACAUCGUAGACGCGCACUACAAGGCCUGCCUCUACGCCGGCAUCAACAUCAGUGGGAUCAACGGAGAAGUCAUGCCCGGGCAGUGGGAGUUCCAGGUUGGCCCGGCCGUCGGCAUCUCGGCCGGCGACGAGCUCUGGGUGGCUCGCUACAUUCUCGAGAGGAUCACUGAGAUUGCUGGUGUGGUCGUCUCCUUCGACCCCAAGCCAAUUCCGGGAGACUGGAACGGUGCUGGUGCUCACACUAACUACAGCACCAAGUCGAUGAGGAGCGACGGCGGGUACGAGGUGAUCAAGAAGGCGAUCAAGAAGCUGGGCAUGCGGCACCAGGAGCACAUCGCCGCGUACGGGGACGGCAACGAGCGCCGCCUCACCGGCCGCCACGAGACCGCCGACAUCAACACCUUCAUCUGGGGUGUCGCGAACCGCGGGGCGUCGGUGCGAGUCGGCCGCGACACCGAGAAGGAAGGCAAAGGCUACUUCGAGGACCGGAGGCCGGCGUCCAACAUGGAUCCCUACGUGGUCACCUCGCUGAUCGCGGAGACCAGCAUCCUGUAGAACCCCAACCACUCCAACGGCGUCGCGGCUCCCUGAAUCUUGUGCGCAGUUUCUUAAGGGGACUUGUGUUGCAGGAAUGGCAAAUCAGACUGACGCUCUAAGAGACUUUCAGAUGACAAUAACAACUGCGGUGUGCUCGUUUGUGUGCCUGUGAUACCUGAAUUGCGACGUGUUGAUUCUGGUCUCUUUAUCGGCUUACCUUUGGCACUGAAACUGAGCCUGGCCCGAGAGCUCUCUUGGUGGUAUAGAUCAGGGAUAAAUCUGCUGUAUCACUCGUCGAUAGAAAUCGACAGGUCUCAGAUGUAGUGUGUGUGAGCCGUGCUGCAGGGAUGGCAAAUGAGACUGGCGCUGUCAGAGACUUCAGGUGACAAUAAUAACUGCAGUGUGCUCGUCCUCGCAGCUCGCUGUGUGCUUGUGAUCGCUGGUGCGUGUCAUGUUGACGUUGGUUGUGGGCUUCUGGGUUCUGUUCAUCAGCUUAUUUUUGAGCAGGAAGCCUGGAACUACGACGGGGCCGUGAGCUUGAGCCUUGGUGGUACAGAUCAGGGAUUGUCUGGUUUAUGCCACCUUCAUCA
Phragmites australis (common reed) is the source of this 1784-nucleotide messenger RNA. RefSeq names its product glutamine synthetase cytosolic isozyme 1-3. Gene Ontology annotation, molecular function: glutamine synthetase activity. The record is from RefSeq and is a predicted model, not a curated record. Lineage: Eukaryota; Viridiplantae; Streptophyta; Magnoliopsida; Poales; Poaceae. The transcript is spliced from 13 exons. Bases 151 to 1212 code for a protein of 353 amino acids. Gene Ontology annotation, cellular component: cytoplasm.